Messenger RNA from Daphnia pulicaria, 2704 nucleotides. Its product is annotated as monocarboxylate transporter 12-like. Gene Ontology annotation, molecular function: monocarboxylic acid transmembrane transporter activity. Gene Ontology annotation, biological process: monocarboxylic acid transport; transmembrane transport. Bases 764 to 2110 code for a protein of 448 amino acids. The record is from RefSeq and is a predicted model, not a curated record. The transcript is spliced from 9 exons. Lineage: Eukaryota; Metazoa; Arthropoda; Branchiopoda; Diplostraca; Daphniidae.
GUUAUAAACUUCUGCAUUAUUGCUUCGAGAAAAAACCUUUUACCUGAAUGUAUAAGUCCCAACUUUUUGCGUUAAAGUUGUGACGGUAAUAACAAUUUCUAGGUUACAGUAGCGACUUGAAUUAUUGAUCAAACUUUUUCAACUUUCUUGCGAUAAAAAGUUGGGUUAGCCACCAGCAGUAAUAUUAAUACUUUUAUCGCUAUAAUCCUAUGACGUACAAUUAACUCAGUAAAUCGAUAAAACUCUUGUGAAAUAGAAGAUUCUUAUAUCCAUAUACGAACGCCAACUUUUUAGAAACUCUGACAUAGCUAAGCGUCCGGAAUUAGGAAAUCACCACCAUGUUUGUGAGUAAACAUCAAACGCUCUUAUAGCCUCUAGGUGAAAUCCUUGAAUUAUUCUGGCGAGUUCUUGCUUCUGGCGCAUGCCCGUUGCGUUUGAGAUCCUGCAGACGAAAAAUGUUGUUGUUUAUCUAGACCACAAAGUUGCGACAGCAAAAGGACCAGUUCAGUCCGGUUUUAGCAUAUAAGACAUCUCUCACGAGGGUCUGUAUACUGUCGCAUCGGCAUGGGAAGCAUCAACGCGGAUAGAAUCAAGUUACUUCUGUGCGGCCGUGAAGUCGUACCCCGUAUCAGUGAAACUAAGUCGUCAUAUCGCAAUCGGAAAUCAAGCCACUUAUUUUAUCGGCAAUCGAUGUUUCAAACCUUAAUGUCAACUGGACAAAUUUCGUCAAACCAGGAGAAGAAGUCAGGAAGAACAAUCCAACAUGACCGAAAAAACUGAAAAAACGGCGGCCGGCCGUUGCCGCUCAGCUCCUAGUCUGAGUCCAGACAUCGAUGCUGGAUGGGCUUGGGUUAUUGCUGGAGCUGCUCUCGCCGCUUCGGCGAUUUCGUCGGCUGUCUACUACACCUUCAGCAUGUAUUUCCCGUUGCUUCUCAAUGAAUUCCAAGCGACACGGUCGACCACCGCUUGGGUUGGAUCGCUCAACAAUGGCGUAUACAUGUUAGCAGGUCCAAUAGCCACAAUAUUUAUUAAGCGUAUUGGAUGCCGAUGGACCGUUAUGCUGGGCGGAAUAUUAUCGAUGAUCGGGUUCGCUUUGAGUAGUAUUGCGCCCAGCCUUAUAAUGCUGUUUUUUACACAUGGGGGAAUAACAGCAUUUGGUCUAUGCUUGAACUACACAUCAUGGAUCGUGGCUAUUUCAGACAGCUUCGUCAAGAAGCACGCGAUCGCUUUCUCGCUAAGCCAAUCUGGUGUUGGAUUAGGUGUUUUCGUCUUUGGGCCACUUUUCAAUUUUCUAAUUGACCUGUACGGAUGGAGAGGCGCAUUCCUCAUCACUGGCGCCUGCACUUUUCAAUUGACUUGCUUGGGCGCUUUGAUAUUUCCACCAAGGGAGCCAGCGAAAAAUGAAAAUGUGGAUUUUGAAAGCUUUCCUCUCAACGCAAACGACAAGCAAGGAGAGAAAGAAGAGAAAAGGUACUCGGAUGUAAUUGAAUCCCAGGUUACAGUUGAUGAUUACAUCGACGGGACCCAACAGUUAAAGAGGACGGACUAUUCGGCCUGGCUGCUGCAUCUUAGCAGCUUUUUUUGGUUACUUGCCACAUCCAUACCUUACAUUUUACUGGCUGAUUACACUCGCUCUCUUGAUCUCGAGGAAUAUUAUAUCGUUAUGCUGAGCACUAUGGGAGUAGGAGACCUUGUGGGCCGUUUAGUUAUCGGUCCGCUCGUUACGUUUUGGAAUCUUGAUGUGACAAAAAUUUACGCCGUUUCCCAGGUGUUUUGCGCUAUUUUGAUCGCAUCCUUUCCAUUAGUUGUGAACGGAAUUCAAAUGAUUAUCCAAGGCUUUUUAUUUAGCGUAAGCUAUGGCCUUCAGUGUUUGCUCCUUGCACUGGUACCGCGAUCUCUUUUUGGAACACUGAAUUUGAGCCGAGUUUUCGGUAUAACAAUGUUUUUCGGGGGUCUUGGAAUACUCAUUGGUCCACCAAUUGCCGGACUAAUUGUAGAUAGCACUCCAGGGCGGUCUUAUUGGUUGGCAUUUGUAUUUGCUACUGUUAUUCAAUUUUUAGCAGCAGCAUCAACGAUUGGUUGCUACGUUCUGCGUCGAACGAAACGGUAACCCUAUAUUUAAAAAUAUCUUUGAAUUCCGCUUCUUGCAACUCAAAAGUCUUCCUAAAGAUAAAAUUGAAAUAAUGUUGACGAGUUUUAAUUGACGUUAUUUUGACUUGUAGUUCUUUCAGAAAUUCGAAACAAUGAAUGAAACAAUAGCGUUACUAAUAUUAUUAUUAUGACACCCAAUAAAAUUGGUGUUAAAACAGAAAAAAACAUUCAUAUACAUCUUCUUAUUCACUUGUAAUCGCUUUCAAUACAAUUUUGCUUCAAGGUAAACGAAAACUAACUAAAAAACAAUCGCGAAAAAAUGGGAAUUUAAAUUUCGAUAUCGAGAUGAAUUUUCAUUUACGGAUGCAGAAGACGAUUGAAUGCGUUGUAAGAAGUUUCAAGAUCAAAGAGUAAUUGUCGUACUUGACUUUCGCUGAGCUCAUCAGACGCUUGCAUGGAUAAAAGGGUUUGAAGCCACUGAUUGACCUUCUUCUUGCCUUCAAAUUCAUCAGGAACCAAACUAAGUCUUGCCAUAGUAUCAGCGAGGUCUCUAAGGUCUGGCUGCAGUUCAUCAUUGGCUCGAAUGUCCAGGCGAAGUUUAUCCAUACUUGUG